Messenger RNA from Hyaloscypha bicolor E, 441 nucleotides. RefSeq lists its product as uncharacterized. Lineage: Eukaryota; Fungi; Ascomycota; Leotiomycetes; Helotiales; Hyaloscyphaceae. The record is from RefSeq and is a predicted model, not a curated record. Bases 186 to 407 code for a protein of 73 amino acids. The transcript has a single exon.
CCCUCCCCGUCCUGCUUUCAAAUUCAACGUUCAACUUAGCGUCUAGUAAUUGAUCCACCUACCCCUUCCCCAGACUUUCGUGUUCUACCUCUAAUGCCACGCCAAAUUCAACUCUCUGUUCUCAAGACUCCGGAGAAUCGUUUGAAGGAGGCGUUUCUUCAAAUUUGUCUGGACCCGGUCGUGGGAUGCCGGAAAUGAGAAGGGUUUGUUGUCAAUCUCUAUUUUGCUGUCAUCUCAUCCCAACCCUCACUUGGGUUCGCUCUUCAGGUUGCAGUACCAACAUACCGACAAUCGACCUGCUGGCAGUGACAACGCCUCAAAUUUUUCAGCCAGAAACUCCGGCAGCGAAGCCCCCCCUCCCCCAAGAAAAAAACCCCCCCGCACAUAACGCCAUGGUAUCAUCUUGAUCUCCUGGACUUUGACGUGUUGAAGACAUAUGGC